This is a messenger RNA of Guillardia theta CCMP2712, 360 nucleotides long. RefSeq lists its product as hypothetical. Bases 1 to 360 code for a protein of 119 amino acids. NCBI's taxonomy places the organism in Eukaryota, Cryptophyceae, Pyrenomonadales, Geminigeraceae. The transcript is spliced from 7 exons. The record is from RefSeq and is a predicted model, not a curated record. Gene Ontology annotation, molecular function: protein binding.
AUGGCCAACUGCAGCCGACCAACAGAAAAUAAAUUUUGUCGCAUCACAGCUGAUGUUUGCGCGUAUCCUGGAGGUGACAACGAAGCAUACAUGGCGGUUCGAUCCCUUGCGAUCUACAGGAUGAAGAACGACGACUACUGCAUUCAAGUCUUCAGCCGUUUUGUGUGCGGGCUCUACUUUCCCCUUUGCCGGUAUCGAAUCACAGUGCCGCUCUGCUGGGAUUCAUGCUACACGGCAUUCAAGAGCUGUGCCGCUUCCUCCGGUGACAAGAUCGCUACCGCAAGGUGCAGUGACUUUGUUAUGUCGGGACAAGUGGCUGCACAAACUUGUGUCAAUGGAGUGGAUACAGUGCCAGUCUAA